AUGGAAACAACAGCGAAUGCGACAGACGGCACUAAUGUCACUAGCUUACCGAAUGCGACAGACGACACCAAUAUCACUAGCCCAGGAACGGCUCCAUUGAGAGCGCGUCUCCCCGUAAAGCGUAGUCACCUUGAAUCUGAGGAUCAAUACGAUCAAGAUUCGGAUGUCUCCGAACUAGAAAAACAGAAAGAUGUCCCCACACUGGAAAUACGCGCCGAGCAGGAGAUUGCUUAUCGCUACGGAGGACGAGCGACAUUCAUUGACGAAGGGCUCACAACUGAAGCAACUCCCGAUGGACUCUCCAGUUCGGAUUCGGACAGAAUCGAUACAAUAGCAGUCCUCCAAGAAGGUCGUGAAACGAUCGGAAAGCCAUGCUCGGUAGAACAUAUGUCGUAUGUAGCAAGAAACGAGGAAGCCGGUUGUACAGGUGCCGUUGAGUUCUCGAACGAGGUGUGUGAAGCAUUCUUCAAGUGCAUGAGCGGUGGUGAAAUGUUGCUGAUCUGUAGGAAUAUGUAUGUGUGA
Messenger RNA from Haemonchus placei, 522 nucleotides. NCBI's taxonomy places the organism in Eukaryota, Metazoa, Nematoda, Chromadorea, Rhabditida, Trichostrongylidae. The record is from the annotation of a GenBank genome assembly.